AUGAAAAGACAGUUUUAUAUAUUAGUGCCAGUUAUUUUCCUACUAGACAUCACUUAUUCGCUGGAAGCCCUGGAUGACUUCGAAAUCCCUGUGGAAAUAACCACAUUACGUGAUAACAAGAAUAUUUUUGGUCCUGUGCAGCUGAAGGGAAGGACUCGCAUCGAGGGAAGGACUCGUCAAGUGCGAACAUUGCUCGAUACAACAAACCGUACGGGAAAAAUGAUUGAAAACUAUUGCUGUUUCUGGAUUUACCAGGCCCAUCCCCCCAUUCCGCACACCUGGAAGCAUAUGGCCGAAUAUCCAUUUGACUUCCAAUUCAAUGGCCAGUUUGUGAAGAAUCAACGACAUAACGAAAUUGAAGUACCCGAAAGUAAAGGUGAUUGACCAUCCUAAUUACUUUCUAAAUGAUCGGAGGUGCCUAAAAUAUUCUGAUAAUUGAAACGCCAAAGGAUUUCCUUUGUAUUAUGAUGGCCAUUCAAUCACAUUUGAUUUAAUACUUGUCAGAAGCAUUUAAAAAUAUUUUGAAAAUGUAUUGACAGUUUAGUAAAUGCCUAAAUAAUAUUUUCUGCA
Drosophila takahashii is the source of this 570-nucleotide messenger RNA. RefSeq lists its product as uncharacterized. The record is from RefSeq and is a predicted model, not a curated record. NCBI's taxonomy places the organism in Eukaryota, Metazoa, Arthropoda, Insecta, Diptera, Drosophilidae.